Molecule: messenger RNA, 660 nt
Organism: Camelina sativa (false flax)
Lineage: Eukaryota; Viridiplantae; Streptophyta; Magnoliopsida; Brassicales; Brassicaceae
Source: RefSeq, a predicted model, not a curated record
AUGGCGAUUGUCCUUCCAGAUGCAGACUUCGGAGGAGAUUUUGAUGAAGAAGCACAUGACAGAGAUGAAUUUCACAUCGAACAAUUGGUGAAUGAGUUCGUUGAUGAACCACCAGUCCGCCAUGAUUUGUAUCCGGAGAGUGAUAACGAUGAAAACGGUGACGGUCCAGAGCCAGUUCAUACACAUAUCAGGCGCGGUGACGGGCAUUUGUACGAUAAGCAGACAUUCUUCAGUGGAGUUGCUUUCAAAGAAGCAGUGACGGACUAUGUUCUCAGAACUGGAAACAAUUUGAAGCAAUACAGGUAUGAUAAAGAUAAAAUUGGCUUUAUGUGUGUUGGUUGUAAUGGAGAUGAUGGUUCACGGUGUGAGUGGAAGGUGUAUGCCGCAAUUCUGCCAAGUGAUAACAUGUGGAGGAUUAGAAAGUUUAAUGAUAAGCAUAGUUGUAUCCCUAAUGGAGAAUGUGAGAUGUUCAAGGUUCCACAUAUAGCUAGGUUGUUUCUUGAUAAGAUUAGAGAUAAUCCUGAGUACUUCAUGCCAAUGAAAAUGGAAGAAAUCAUAAAGGAACGGCGGAAGAUCAGUGUCAGUAGGCAUCAGUGUCAGGCGGCUAGAAAUAAGGCACUUAUCUGGAUUGAGAAGGAAUAUGAUCAACAGUUUGCUUGA